AUGAUUGGCUCAUGCGCAGCCCAGUUGUCCCUUCGGGCAAGCCGGCAGGGAUCUCAAGUGUUGUUUAAGAACGCACAUCUUUCUGUUAGGUCAAAUGUGUUCAAUACUGAAGCUCUUCAGAGAAAUGGAUUCCGGUGUUUAUCUACAUCAGUCCAGUCGACAUUGAACCGAUUACCAACCGGAGGAUUGAAACCCCGCUGUCUGCAGACCACCCUGAUCUCACCAUCAUUCUUCACCCAGCAAAGAUGGUCCGGGUCAAAAUCGCCAGAAAACAAAACUCCUGAACAACCCGAUGAAUCCAAGAAAAAGCCUAUUCUAUCGCGGAUUCCCCUGCCAACCUCCCACGAGAAUAUCUACACUGUACCCAACAUUCUCACACUCUCCCGGCUGGUCGCCGCCCCUGUCGUCGGCUAUCUCUUAGUCAACAACUACCACACAGCAGCACUAUCCCUGUUCGCCUACGCGGGCAUUACUGAUCUCGUCGAUGGCUGGAUCGCCCGGCGGUACAACCUCCAAACUGUGGUUGGAACCAUCAUUGAUCCCAUGGCCGAUAAGCUAUUGAUGACCAUUGGUGUCGCGUGUCUGGCCGUGAAUGGCUCUCUUCCUGUGUGGCUCGCUGUGAUCAUCCUCGGUCGCGAUGUUGGUCUGGCUAUCUCGGCUAUCUAUUACCGUUGGAUUUCCCUGCCUGAGCCUAAGACUAUGGCCCGGUACUGGGAUUUUUCGCUUCCCUCAGCAGAAGUCAAGCCCACCGAGAUCUCGAAGAUCAACACUGCUCUGCAGCUGGUGCUGGUGGGUAGUGCAAUUGCGCUGCCUGUGGUGCCUGGGGCAUUUGUCAGUGCCUGGCAUUUGAGCGAGGCUAUGACUGGAUUCCAGUACCUUGUUGCGGGCACCACUCUCUGGUCUGGACUCAGCUAUGUCUUCUCCAACAACGCCGUGAAGAUUCUCUCAAAAGAAGAAAUUCAGAAGCGUAUCGCUCAAGCAGCUGCUAAGCGCAAGUAG
Messenger RNA from Penicillium concentricum, 999 nucleotides. RefSeq names its product cardiolipin synthase. The transcript is spliced from 5 exons. Gene Ontology annotation, molecular function: cardiolipin synthase activity. Bases 1 to 999 code for a protein of 332 amino acids. Lineage: Eukaryota; Fungi; Ascomycota; Eurotiomycetes; Eurotiales; Aspergillaceae. Gene Ontology annotation, cellular component: membrane; mitochondrion. The record is from RefSeq and is a predicted model, not a curated record. Gene Ontology annotation, biological process: cardiolipin biosynthetic process.